AUGAAGUUGUCAGUCAUCGUUGGGUUUGCAUCAAUUGCCGCCUCGUCUGCCUGGGUUCCAGUGUCUUCCAUGACAAGAGCCUCCAGAACUGCUCUUCCGAUGGCCAUUGAUUACAACGAUCCUGUUGUUGCCGCAGAAUUUGCCAAUGUCCAACCCUUGACCUACGAAGAGGUCGAAGCUGAAUUGCAAGAAUGUGGAGUUCGGCCAUCUGCUGCAAUGAACGAGAUGGAAGUUAAAUUGAUGUUGGUUGAGAUGAGAAUGCGACUUUCUGGGAAAAUGUCAGGUGAAGAACCCAAGAAGCAACCCACCAAAUUUUCUUCCAAGCUUGAAGAGGCUCUUUGGACCAAGCCUGUAUUCGCAGACCUGUACAAUGGUUUCAAGGAAAAGGACGACCACAACUCUAUGAACGUCAUUGCAGAAUACCUGAAUGAUCCAAAAAUGGCCAGAACCCGAUAUGAAAAGACUUACAAGGGAUUGAUUCGAAAAAUCGACAAGGCCAUGACUGCACCACCACCAGUCAACAGCCCAACGCUCCAAUUUUCUGGAUUCCCAGCAAACAUGGGAGAAGCUGGGUGUAAAAUGACGCUAGAAUCACUCGGUGCUAUUGCUGACUUUGAGUGUGCAGAGGAUAGCGAUUUCCCCGUCUUGACAGGAAAGGUUACUUUUGAAGAUAUCGAAUCUGCAAAGAAGGCCGUUGCACAAUAUCACGGAAUGGAUAUGGGAAUGGGAACAUCUCUUCAGCUAGUUUCUGUUUAA
This is a messenger RNA of Cylindrotheca closterium, 756 nucleotides long. The record is from the annotation of a GenBank genome assembly. Lineage: Eukaryota; Bacillariophyta; Bacillariophyceae; Bacillariales; Bacillariaceae.